CCUCCCGUUAUAUUGCUAACACUGCUAGCGGGAACUUACAUUCAGCUAACCGAUAUCAACGUUAGCUUGGUGGAUGCAGUCCGAUGUCCGUGCUGAUCGAUUAUUGUUUGAGUCCGACAAACGAUGGCCAGCAGCUGCAAUUGGAAAGAACAAAAAUGCUUCAACUAAUCUGUCGUAGAGGAGAGAGGAGCGGUCGACGUCUCCUGGACAGCUACUUAACGUUCGUCAGCUAGCUUAGGCCAGCAACAGCAACCGCCGACUUUCGUUAAAAAAUACACGAUCAGGGUGUUGCCCAUCAACAAUACAUUGUUUAAUAAUCUCCACAAUAUGAUAUAUGGUACAAAUGUUGCGUGCUGUCGUGUUUAAUUCAUUUUUAGCAGCUGUAGCACGGCCCGCCCAGCCUGUCAGAACAAAGUGUCAUGGAAUCCGAGCGUCCGUUAGCUGGAUGCUAACGCUAACGGGCCAGCCUUUCACAAACCCAAGCUAGCCUCGUAAGGUUAGCAUGAAGGCUUCUCAGCAGGAUUCAACCGGACACGAUGAAACAGCCAUUCAAACACUGAACCACGAGUUAAAUGAUCGCAUUAUGCAGCACACUGGCAGCUUUAUAAAAACUGGAUGGAAAAAGUUCUCCUGCUCACAUGUACCUCAGAUCACAGCCCAGCAGGCAGCACUCUCUUCUCUCACCAGCAACCAAGACACAAUGAUGCACUUAAGGACUCUAAUUUUCACAUCUGUUAUGCUCCCAUGGAUGUUGUCUUCUGCUGCAAAAGAUGAACACUUCGAAGCAAGGAAACCUGCGAAUGACUUUGUGAACAUACCAGACUAUGAGAGUGACCAAGAAGUACCUCAAAAAGCGAUUGAGCUUCCAACGUGUCUGCUUUGUGUUUGCCUGAGCGGAUCUGUUUACUGUGAGGAGGUGUCCCCUGAAAUGUCAACCGUCCCAGCACUGCCAAAAGAAACAGCAUAUCUGUAUGCACGCUUUAACAAAAUCACAAAAAUCAGCAACGGCGACUUUGCAGACAUGGUCACAUUAAGAAGAAUUGACCUGACUGGAAAUCUCAUCACUGAAAUUGAAGAUGGAGCUUUUUCAAGACUCUCCAAUCUGGAAGAACUCUCUCUUGCAGAAAACAAACUGGCCAAGCUUCCAAUGCUGCCCAACAAGCUUGUAUCAUUCAACGCUAAUUUCAACAAACUAAGAACCCAGGGGGUAAAGGCAACUGCUUUUAAAAAACUCUCAAAACUGGCGUAUCUUUACCUUGGGAACAAUGAACUGACGGCAGUGCCUCAACUUCCAGAGUCUCUUCAUGUUGUGCAUUUCCAGAACAACAAGAUCGCAACAAUAACAGAUGAGACGUUCUGCCAAGGAAACUCCAGUCACUACAUCAGGACCAACAUGUAUGAGGUGAGACUAGAUGGGAACCCCAUCAAGUUCGAGUCACCUGAGAGCUUCAUCUGUCUGCAGUCUCUCCCCAUCAACUGAAAAGAGCAUGCCUUUGUCAGGGGGUCUUAAAUGAAGGAUGCAGAUAUAUAAAGAGUCGAAACGUCAUUUGUUGUUAAAUACUGUUAAGUUACAUUUUAUAUACUCAAAUCUGCCUUACAGUUUAUGACCUCAUUGUUUUACAUUAGACAGAAGUCAUAUAAUUACAGACCAUUUUUGUAUUUGUUUUGUUCCAAUAUUUUCCAGUGUUGCUGUUUUGUCAUGGCAGGUGCUACGCAAUGUACAAUAUAUAAAAUGAAAACAUAGACUUGUCAUAUCAGUAUUCAAUGAUUGUUGAAAUUAUUUCAUGUGAUUGCACACCAGAGGUAUCAUCCCUGCUAUUGUUUCUUAAACCAAAGGUAAUAGUACUAAUAAAGCCUGCAUGUCUAAAGUGA
This is a messenger RNA of Notolabrus celidotus (New Zealand spotty), 1872 nucleotides long. Its product is annotated as mimecan-like. Gene Ontology annotation, molecular function: protein binding. Lineage: Eukaryota; Metazoa; Chordata; Actinopteri; Labriformes; Labridae. The record is from RefSeq and is a predicted model, not a curated record.